This is a messenger RNA of Ricinus communis (castor bean), 1402 nucleotides long. RefSeq lists its product as uncharacterized. NCBI's taxonomy places the organism in Eukaryota, Viridiplantae, Streptophyta, Magnoliopsida, Malpighiales, Euphorbiaceae. The transcript is spliced from 5 exons. Bases 203 to 1009 code for a protein of 268 amino acids. The record is from RefSeq and is a predicted model, not a curated record.
GGAGAGAGAAAUAAGAGAAAAGUGUUCUUUAUUGUCGAGAAGAUCAAAGAAAGAAGCAUCUCCAUACCAUACCAUACCAUACGCACCACAAAACACACAUAAAUACUCACCCUUUCUUCACUCAAAGAUUUCCCUCUCUCUCUCUAAGCCUUCACUCUUUUUUUCUCUCUCUAAAAACAACAAUACUGCUAAUAAUAAAAGUAUGAUUGAAGAAGACGACUGGGUUAAACUCGCUUUAAACGACGACAAUCGCGUCGUUCAGCUCCUUUUGAAACUUAAGCGAGCGCUGUCUUUACCUCCUCCUCCUCCUCCUCCUCCGCCACCGCAACAGCCACCGCUGUUGCGGCUUGACUGGAGCGUAAGACAACGGCGGUCUAGACAAGUUUCGAGGAAGAAAGAUAAAGCUGCCGCUGCUGCUCAUGACGCCGCUACACGUGCUAGUCCUACAACGCCGCUUUCUUGGAGCGGGGGCACCACCUCUGUUAGCGGCGGCGGUUUUGAAGAGUCCAGUUUACCUACUAAGACUGUUGACACCGCGAGAUCUAAGGUUGAUGUUACUAGUGAAACACCAACAACUAAGAGGUCAAGAAAGAAGAAGACAUUACCUGAGCUUAAAGAGGAGGAAAUUUUACUGUUGAAGGAAAGGAGAAAUUUGAAACAUCAACUGGUGACCUUGCGGCUUACUGUAGAGAAUCAAAAAGCUGAAAAUGAAAGCUUGAAGAGGUUGAAGGUGGAUUUGCUGUCAAGGCAGACGCCACAAACAGUUGCAGCAGCUAUUAAUACUGACGAAUGUAAUUCAGAUAAACUAAACCAAAUAAAAUUACCACGUGACGCCUCAUGUUCAAUGACAACCGUAAGUGCUGUAGGCAAUAGAUCUGAGACAUCUUCAUCCGGUGCUGCUCUCCAAAAACAAGAGGUUGGAUGUAGGGAGUCUUCCUAUGUGCUGCCUGAUCUAAAUCUACCUGUGGAAGAUAACUCAGGGAUAGAUGUCUUGUAUGGGAUUAGCUAAGAAGAAUCAGUUGUAUACUGAGUCAAUUUUUCCAAGCCACCGGUGGAAUUUAUGCUUAAUGACGCAUGGUGCUUUAACAGUAUCUGAAAUUGAGUUAAUGUAAGUACUAAACCAACUGCCUUCACCGCAUCCAGGUAUGGAAUGCUGAACUUUGUUUUUUUUAUACUGAAGGUACCGAGGGUAGUGUAGAGAUCCUAAUCAUUAGUUAAUAGUUAGAUUCUUUUCUUCGGGAGCAGAUUUCUACAUUCUUCCUAAUUCUUUGGGGCCAACCCUCAUUCCUUCUGUUUUUUUUUUAGAAAAAUAUUAACAGAUAAGCUGUAAUUAUUCUAUAGAUAAUCACAUGUUUUGGUACUAUGUGAAUCUAAUCAGGGUCUCUUUUUUUUUUUUGGUUUA